This is a messenger RNA of Xenopus laevis (African clawed frog), 2217 nucleotides long. Its product is annotated as oocyte zinc finger protein XlCOF7.2. NCBI's taxonomy places the organism in Eukaryota, Metazoa, Chordata, Amphibia, Anura, Pipidae. The coding region runs from base 24 to 1250 and encodes 408 amino acids. The record is from RefSeq and is a predicted model, not a curated record. The transcript has 4 exons.
AUGACAAGAAGAUCCUGGAACUCAUGUCCAACAUCAUCCAGCUGCUGACUGGAGAGGUUGCCAUAAGGACUCAUCAUGUUUCCAUCUAUUUUUCCUCGGACGAGUGGGACUAUAUAAAAGGAAACCAGGACCUUUAUGAGGAAGGGAUAAAGGAGGAGCCUCAGCAGCCCCUCCCACCGGACAGUGAAUAUGAAGAUGAGAGAGAUAUCACAGCUGAUCUGGGAGGAACAUUAUAUUAUAAUAAUGAGCCAAGCAAGAUUGGGGCUGAAGGAGCAGAUUUUUGUGCCGAUGGAAACUCUGAAAUUUCUCCAAUGGAACAGCCCCCACCAGCCAAUGGGAUUAAAGAGGAAGCAGCCUCCUGGAAAGGAGGAAACCAAUCAGAUUGCAGCAUUAAUCCACUUACAGAACAGCUACAGGGAACAGAUACACCUACUCCUAUCAUGGGAUGCAGCCUGAAUAACAACUUGUCAGAUAAUUAUAUAUCAGUAGCUAUUAAAGAGGAACCAACUUCAUGUGAAGAGAGUAACCAAUCAGAUUGCAGCAUUAAUCCACUUACAGAACAGAUAAAAGGAACAGAAACACCUACUCCUAUCAUGGGAUGUGGCCUCUUAAUAAUGCAGGAUAAUAAAUACGACGACGCUGCCUAUACAACCUCUUAUGAAUCUCCAUUAACAAAACAUACUUUACAUAGGAAAAUCAGCUCUGAUCAGUGCCAUAAACAUUUUCCUGCAAGCAGAGAUAUUGACAGACAUGAAAUAAGCCAUGAGGGACUGGAACACUUUCCUUGCUGCAGAUAUCUUCAUAAAUGUCACGCAAGUAAGAAGCUGUUUCCUUGUUCUGACUGUGGGAAAUGCUUCAAAAAGCCAUCAGAACUGACAGUCCAUCAGAGAACACAUACCGGAGAGAAACCGUUUUCUUGUUCUCAGUGUGAUAAAAGCUUUAUUAAACGCUGGGAUCUUAAGAGACACUACAGAACCCACACGGGGGAGAAACCAUUUCCUUGUUCCGAAUGUGGCAAAUGUUUCGCCACUUCAUCCGACCUCCGCGUCCAUCGACGAACCCACACGGGGGAGAAACCUUUUUCUUGUUCUCAAUGCGGCAAAUGUUUCAUAAAUCAGUCUCACCUUAACAAUCAUCAGAGAAGCCACACAGGAGAGAAACCGUAUGCUUGCUCUGAGUGUGGCAAAUGUUUUACACGUAACAGCAAUCUUAAAAUUCAUUUACAGAGUCACGCCGGAGGAAAAGUGUAAUGGGUGAAAUGUUUUACAAACCAGACAAAUAUUUAUUUCGCGCUGAUUACAUCUUCAUACGUGUUUUUCAAUAUUUGUAGAAGAAAGUAACAAGUGUGUCCACCACCAUUUAUCCACGUGAGAAUCCAUACACCGAUACUUGGCAGCUAAAGGCUCUGGAGCCUGAGGGACACUGGUCAGUGCAAAAACAGGUGAUGCACCAAAGCUGAAUGCCCUAUAUGUGCUCUGUCUCAUGGUACUGAUUAGAGAUGUGCAGUUUGGGAUUAUUCUCUACCCGCCCGAGCCCGACUUCCUUUUAUAGACGUAACGCUGACCUGCCGAUGACGUCACAAAAGGGGCGGGGCGUGCAGGCGCACGUCUAUAAAAGUUCAACCCGGAAGCCGGCAUUGGUAGGGUCACAGGUGAGGAGAGCAGUCAGAAGAGCUCAACCCCCCCACGACCCAGAAAGGGGGAUGCAAGGUCAGCCCUGACCGACGGGUAUUGGUCCAGGCCACACAUUACUAGCACUGAUGUAUCAUUGGCUGGGUGCUAAGUGCAAAAAAGUAAAAUUUUCCAUACUUUCUUCACCUGUGCCCUGCCCUCUGAAACAUUCUGCUGGUCUCUGUGCUCUAAAACAGCACAGACACUGGAAUAUAUCUCUGCCUCCCAGCAACAGAUAAUAAUGUGGGUUUUUUUGAAUAGGAAGGGUCAUAUCCCAAGGGAUAGGAGAGUCCCAUGAUCUAUAUUAUGUACUAAAGUUUGCUCAGUGGAUACCAUAAUGGAAAUAUAACCAGCUGGGAACGACUUGUCAGUCAAUAUGCUUUUACUGUAACUUACAGUAUGUGUAGAAUAAUAGGGGUAAAAUAAAUGUUUCAGUGCUAGAAUAAUACCGGGGGGGGGGGUCUAUCAAAGGAAGUUACAGUAUCAGUAUAACAGGAAGAAUCUCUUCAAAUCAUUAAAACUAUAUUUUGUGUAAUUCCUUUCCUAA